Molecule: messenger RNA, 1344 nt
Organism: Sodiomyces alkalinus F11
Lineage: Eukaryota; Fungi; Ascomycota; Sordariomycetes; Glomerellales; Plectosphaerellaceae
Exons: 2
Coding region: 164-1204 (346 amino acids)
Molecular function (GO): FMN binding
Source: RefSeq, a predicted model, not a curated record
GUCUCGUCAGUAUGAGCAGCACAUUACAUCCGUGUAGUCAUUUGAUGGAAUGUUGAUUUCUUCUCAGGGAUUACCAAUCUCAUAUCUUUGAAGUGAAUGAAUCAGGUAUUCAAGUGCUGUCGAUAAAUGAUGCCAGUGAUACAUCUCAAAUGACGUGGAUAAGAUGAGACGACUCUCACCCAAGAGCCUCACAUUCCAUAUUGACCGUCGCCACAAAACGAUGACAUCCACGGCCCCGCCGGCGCCCUGGCGCGCCCUCUUCCUCGACCAUGUCAACACCACGUCGAACAACGGCGCAGAACCAAUGGAAUUCACCCUCGCCACGCUGCACCCUUUGCCUUUACCCUCGUCGCCUUCGCCGCCUUCGCCGCCUGCACAGACAUACGUCCCCCGCGCACGAACCUGCGUCUUCCGAGGCAUGUUCGGCACCCUGCCGCCCAACGAGCGGAACACGGCCCCGCGCAACCGGGAAGGGGUGGACUCCGACAUGGUGGCUUUCACGACCGAUGCGCGCAUGGCGAAGGUGCCGGAUUUUUUCGGCGCCGCUGCCCCGCGUGCGGGGACGUUGGGGUCUGGCGGAGGAGGGCCGGUCGAGGCGGUCUUUUGGGCUCCGGGGAGGAAAGGGGAGGGGGAGGGGGAGGGGGAGAGGGGGAAGGAGGUUAUGACGCAGUGGAGGAUUCGUGGGGAGGCGUAUGUCGUGGGGCCUGAUAUUGAAGGGGGCGACGAGGGGCCAGGGGAAGGAGAGAGGGGAAGGGAAUGGGGCGAGGAAAAGUUGAAGAGGUUUCUCCUGUCGCAGAUGCGGGAUGCGACAGGCGAGGGCGGAGAAGGGUUCAGUUUCGCGAGGGAGGUCACGGCGCAUUUCGGCAACUUGGGUCCCCUUAUGCGCGGAUCGUUUGCGAAUCCCCCGCCCGGGACGCCGAUUUCGUCUGAGGGAACGGACGACCCGGCCGAGAGGGUGGGGAGGAGAGUGGAGGACUUGCAUGAUCCCGUUGCCCGGGGGAAUUUCCGGGUCGUGAUCAUUGUGCCCCGAGAGGUGGACCAGGUCGACCUCCGCGACCCGCAGAGACCGAGACGGUGGCUUUACCGCCGGGUCCGGGCCGAGCCCGGUGGGGGGGACGACGGGCUUGUGGGAGGGGAAGGGAAAGCGAAAGAGGCGGGGAGGGUACGGGAUGGGCAGUGGGAGAAGAUUGAGGUUUGGCCAUGAUGGCUUGUUAAUCUGUUGAGUGGCUAUAGGGUUAGUUCAUUUAUGUUCUACCUCAGCUUCGCUCGGGUUAAAAUCCUAGGUGAUAGAUCCGUCUUUGCAAACAAACAGCCGCGUAUAGAACCUUUUUUUCUUGCGAGAAA